AUGAGUUUAAGAUUAAUAUUUCCUAAAUUAGACAUCAGCAUUCGAACUACAAGUAGCAGUCCAUUCAAAUAUCCAUCUGAUGAGGAGAUUUUUCUCUAUAAUGACAGUAAAUUUAAAAAAUAACUUUCUUUUCAUAAUAAGUAAGGUGCAAAAGUUUGGAAUAAAGAAACAGCUACAAGUAGAACCUAAUUAACUAGAUUUGAAGUAUUUAUAAUUAUUUAAUAUUUAACAGAAAGUUAGUACACCAUAUGAUGAAAAUUACACAAAGAAUAAUAAACUAUUCAAACAAAAAGAUUAAUAAAAAAUCAAUGAUGCUAUUAAUAUUAUUAAAGAACGUAAAUUAGAAAAAGAAGAAUAGAAUAAAAAAGGGAUUAGUUUAGUUUCUAAUGUUAAAAUAAUAGAAGACAAAAGAUAAUUAUUUUUGAUUUCUCAAUCUUAUAAUACUAUAGAAAAUGAAAUUAAAAAAAUGAAAGAAGGUUAAAAAGAAAAACAAGAGGUGUUUCUUUAAAGUUUGAAAAUGCUUUAAUAAGAUGCUGAUAAUUUUUAGUAAUUUUUAGAUACAAAUAAAGCAGCUAGAGCUGAUGCAGAACUUAAAUUAGAUAAUGAAAUCAAAGAUAAAAAAGCUAAAGAGGCUAUAAUCAAACAACUUAAUAUUAAAAUGACAAGUAUUAGAGGUGAAAAAUAAAGAAUGGAAGAAUUAAUAACUGCUUAUAUUGAUCAUAAAUAGUUUUUGGAUAAAUUAGCUCCAAAAGAAUGGCAUGAUAAUAAAGCAAAAUUAAAAAGCUUAUUACUUGAUAAUCUUAAAGAAAAUAUUGUUGUUGAAGGCAAACUUUUAAAAUCUAAUAACUCCGAUUAAGCAAUUUAAUUGUAUUUUAAUUAAUUAAUUUCAGUUCAGAAGAAUUAGAAGAUUUUGAAGAUGAAUUCGAUAUGUAUUUUAAGCAACCAUCAUAAUUAAUUAAUAUUUUCAAUGAUUUAGAAGAAAGAAAUUUAUUCUUAAUUCAAACAGCUUAAGAAACAGAAUAAAAUCUAGAAGAAGUUAAAUCUAAAUUUCAAAAAUUAAAAAAUGAAAAAAACAUAAAAAUUUAAUAAUUGCAUGAAUAAAAAGAAACAUUAAAAAAAAAAUUAGAUGUAAUGAUUAAUCCCAAUUAUUUUAAGUUAAUGACUCAAGAAUUGAAAGACAUGUAAUUAGGAGGUAUAAUUAAGGCAUCUGGAAAGGAGCAAAAAGAUUUAGCAUAAUAAAUUAUAGAAGUUUAUUCGCUAUUUCAAAUAGAUAUGCUAUAAGUUUAGGAUAUUUAAACUAGACCAACAUUAUUUAUAUUAGGACUAAUAGAAUAACUGAUAGAAAAACUCCUGAAAUAAGUUAAAACUUUUAAACCUGAAAGAGUAUAUCAUUAUGUAUUAAUUUAUUAAAUGCGAUUAGAAAUAAGAAAUAGAUAAUAAAGGUAAAGCAGAUAAAAGAAAGGAAAAUGCUGAUAGACAGCGAGAAGAGGAAGCUUCAAGAAAUAGAAUUAAUUAAUUAAAAUUAAUGUAGCCUAGUAAAAAAAAGAGUGGAAGACUAAAUAUGUUCAGAUCAAGACCUAUAGAAAAAUAAGUUGAAAUUACACAAGAGAAUUAUGAGGAUUUAGAUACUGAAGAUUUCAAAUAUUUUGAAUGA
Molecule: messenger RNA, 1654 nt
Organism: Paramecium sonneborni
Lineage: Eukaryota; Ciliophora; Oligohymenophorea; Peniculida; Parameciidae
Source: the annotation of a GenBank genome assembly